Symsagittifera roscoffensis is the source of this 1089-nucleotide messenger RNA. RefSeq lists its product as uncharacterized. Gene Ontology annotation, molecular function: protein binding. The record is from RefSeq and is a predicted model, not a curated record. The coding region runs from base 163 to 882 and encodes 239 amino acids. The transcript has 6 exons. NCBI's taxonomy places the organism in Eukaryota, Metazoa, Xenacoelomorpha, Acoela, Convolutidae.
UUGUCAACAAUCAAUGCCUACCACAACAUUCCGACAUUAGUUGAAUGUCAAAAACUUCGCAAACAUCUAACAAACAAAACAUAAAGUUUCAUUUUAAGCGAAUAGAAAGUUACUUAUAGACGGUCAACUCCUCAUUCAUUUGAAUCGCCGAAUAACGUUAACAUGCUAAAAAUAUUUUUCGCAUCAAUUUUAUUUGUUUUUCCUGGAGAUUCAUUCAAGCUGGGACGAGAUUCCGUGGACAAUUCAAACGAGCUUGGUGAAACUACCCAAUGCGAGAGGCGUGCCCACUUGAGCGACUGGCAGGACGACCCCUGUCCUUGCUUCUGUGGCACUGGAACCACCACCUCCAGAAGAGAGUGUGUGUGGUAUGAACAGACUGACGAUGGAAGUUGUGAGGAGAGGAGAACCGAUGGACCGGGAGCGUUUCAUAUCUGCGGGAGAGCACUGAUGACGAAAGAAAAGGAUUGCUACAAUGGCACCUGCUUGAUCAACCUGGUGAGUGAACAGACGCAGGACGUGUACGAGGCAGGAUCCAACUCCGACUUCUAUUACGAGGCCUACACUUUGGGGGGACAGAUCUGCGACAUUGGCAAACUGGACCUGCCAGACUACAACGACAGACAGCGAGGAAAAAUUGACACGUACUACCUGUCUAUGCCCUGUAACGCCUGCAUGAAGAGCUCAACGGAGAUAUUUGACAAACUGAAAGUAACCAUCCACGGAACAGACGGUUGGAAAGCUGCAUGGAUACUGGUGGAGGUGAAUGGAAACAAUGGUACCUACUUCAACCCCGAGUGGCUGGACAGCAACGGCAGUCUCAUCUACGACGACAACUACACCAAACAGCCGAAGCACCAGCACCAGCAGGGAGAUCAAAAGUAGAAGAAUCAAUUGGAGCUUGAAAUGAAACAAAAUUUGGCAAAAAAACGAAAUAAUUUUGUGUUAACCGUAAAUAGAACUGGAAGUCAAUUAAUUUCGAAAUUUAUUAUCGCUUAUUUUUGUUGAUUGAAGAUAAUUUGAUGAAUAAGAUUAUACAAUGAUUUAGAUUAAAAACUUAACUUAUUUAAAAUAAACUUCCCGAGAAGCUUA